Molecule: messenger RNA, 1788 nt
Organism: Bipolaris zeicola 26-R-13
Lineage: Eukaryota; Fungi; Ascomycota; Dothideomycetes; Pleosporales; Pleosporaceae
Exons: 2
Coding region: 1-1788 (595 amino acids)
Molecular function (GO): oxidoreductase activity, acting on paired donors, with incorporation or reduction of molecular oxygen; iron ion binding; monooxygenase activity
Source: RefSeq, a predicted model, not a curated record
AUGACAAUUCCCGUAGCUCUAUGUGUUCUUUCACUGUCAUGCGCCAUAAUCUUAUGCGUACGAGAUAUCACAAACUUGAUAAAAUGCUUCAGCUAUUUAUUGAGCCUUAGCGGAUUAUGGUAUUUUUGGAAGGGGUUCCUUUGGCCACUGUAUUUCUCGCCGCUGAGGCAGUUGCAAUCAGUACCUGAGAGUGGUUGGUUCAGUGCAGAAACCUUGAGACUGUACACCGAGCCCAGAGGGGUUGCACAGUGCGAAUGGGUAAAUAAGCUUAAAGAUGUGCCAGAAGGUUUGGUACGCUAUCGGUCUCUGUUGGGCUUCGAAAGACUUCUUAUUGUCUCUCCAGAGGCACUCGCCGAUGUUCUCGUGACUAGGAGCUACGAGUUUCGAAAACCGCCCUUUGUUGUAACAUUACUGAGGCAGAUCCUUGGUAGGGGCAUUUUGUUAGCAGAGGGAAAUGAACACAGGAUGCAGCGGAAGGCGCUGCUGCCAGCAUUUUCCUUUCGGCAUGUCAAAGAGUUGUACCCUGUUAUGUGGCGUGUCGGAGAAAGUCUAACAAGUGUUAUAGCCAAAACGCUUCAGCACGAAACGCCAACAAGGCUUAACAUGUUAGACUUUCAUUUAGGUGGGCAUCACGCUAAAAUCAACGAUGGGAUGGUCACUGUGAACAUCGCAGACUUAGCCAGCCGAGCCACACUCGAUAUCAUAGGUGUUGCAGGUAUGGGUCAGGACUUCGGGGCCAUCCGUAACCCCAGUAACAACCUUCACCAAGCAUACAGCCUCCUUGUUCAAUCCUCUAAACAAGCUACUUUUAUCGGAAUUCUCCGGCUUGUAUUUCCAGAUUGGCUUGUAAAUCAUCUUCCUUUGGAGAGAAACACCCAAGUAAACCUCGCGAUACAACUUGUUCGUUCAUCAUGUCAGGAGAUGAUUCGAGAGACAAGGUCGUGUGAGAAGGAUCCGGGAUCGAAAGCUGAUGUCGAUAUUCAUGAUAAGAAUAUACUCACUGUGGCUGCCGCCUCUGGAGCCUUCACAGACGAGCUACUUGUUGAUCAACUCAUGACUUUCCUAGCAGCAGGUCAUGAAACCACCGCCACAGCCCUGACCUGGGCUAUCUACAUUAUUUGUGUAUACCCAGAUAUCCAAGACAAGCUCCGCGAUGAAGUCUGGUCUCACCUACCCAGGUAUUCACCGACAUCCAAGAGCAUUCCUAAAGACCUCAGUACUAUAAUAGACUCUAAGAUGCCGUACCUUAACGCGGUUUGUCUCGAGGUAUUUCGCUACUUCUCUCCUGUACCUGUUACUUUCAGGGAGGCUAUUAAAGACACUUACAUCCUUCAUACGCCUGUACCUGCUGGGACUUCGGUCGUGCUCGCCCCACGCGUCACCAAUCGCCACAGUACUCUCUGGGGCCCUGAUGCCCACAUAUUCAACCCUGAUCGUUGGAUUUCUCAGGAAAAACAAGAAGCGAUAAUUAGCACGGUCUCUACCCCUAUCGGCUCUUCCAAAGAUUCUAAGAGUGGCGGGCUACAAAAUGGAACGGACAAGAAGGGGACUGGGCAUCGAAACAAUUUCGCCAUGAUGACAUUUUUACAUGGGCCAAGAAGUUGCAUUGGGCAGUCAUUCGCCAAGGCAGAACUUGCUAUCUUGCUGGCGUCUUUAGUGGGGAAGUUUGAAUUUGUGUUGGCAAAAGAAACACCUAUAAACGAGAAGGAAGUCAAAGUAUCGAGGGGUGCUACAGCAAGACCAGAAAAGGGACUCAUGGUCCAAAUCCGAACGGUUGAACCUGAGUGA